Molecule: messenger RNA, 1041 nt
Organism: [Candida] anglica
Lineage: Eukaryota; Fungi; Ascomycota; Pichiomycetes; Serinales; Debaryomycetaceae
Source: the annotation of a GenBank genome assembly
AUGACAAACCCACCAGCAACUCCCCCAAGGACUAGACCAUCCACUAGAUCAACACAAUUUAGUCCACCAGUAUUCCAUACAACAUUUAGAACUCCAAAGACGCCAAAACAUGGAGAUUGUCCUUUCACCACACCAAUCUCGACCCAAAAGGGUGGUGUCUUAAUGAACCCCAUGAUGAAAACACCUCAUAGAACAGGGAAAAUUGGUAGCAUGAAUACUACCUCUGAGCAAGGACUUGGAGUUGAUUCCGUAAGACGUACCCUUUUCCCCAUGUCUCCUGAAAUUACUCCAUUAAGAUCGCCAAACCGUUCUGUACGUAAAAAGCGGGUAUUUGUAGAUGAUAUUACCACUGAUCUCCCCAUGCAAAAGCUUUCAAAGACUGAUCCUAUGUUACCAGCAUUGAAAGAGUGUGCAUUUGGCCUUCUCUUACCUGCUCAGUCCACAGUUGGAUCGGGAAGAAGGGCCACUCAUAUCCAACAACCUUCAAAGACGCAACAACAGCCUCCUUUGUUAGAAACGUCGUUCUUUGCAGACAUUGCCCAUGAAGAAGAUCUUGAUAUUGAUGAUUCAUUUUCUUCCCCAAUUCCAGUUACUCCACAAUUAAAUGAAACUUCAUCAUCAAAUUUCUUAAAAACUAAUAAUAUGAAUUUCAUGAAACCAAUAGAAUAUGACCAUAUAGAAAACUCACCCACUAGUAAGAAGAAGUCUACAUCAUUUAUUCCUCAAACUCCAGUGGCACAACUCAUAGAUGAUGAAACUAUUUUCCGCUGGCACGGUAAAUCAUUCAACUCUGGAAUUUCAUCAGAUGAAGAAGAGUCAGGAACUCUUGAGGAUAAUAUCGAAUUAAAGGAGAUCCAUAACCCUUUCCUUUCACCAAAAAGAAAUAGUUUACAAUCCACCCCUAUUAAACGUGGAACCAUUGAUUACUCGACUCAUAUGGAAUUGGUAAAUAAUAAAACAGGGGAACGUAAAAUAGUGGAAUUAUCACCUGAACAAGCAACCAUAAAGCCUAAAAAGUUGGACUUUUUUUCCUUAAUGUGA